This is a messenger RNA of Laccaria bicolor S238N-H82, 627 nucleotides long. RefSeq lists its product as uncharacterized. The transcript has 6 exons. The record is from RefSeq and is a predicted model, not a curated record. NCBI's taxonomy places the organism in Eukaryota, Fungi, Basidiomycota, Agaricomycetes, Agaricales, Hydnangiaceae. Bases 28 to 627 code for a protein of 199 amino acids.
CCGAUCGCGUUGGUUGUCGAGUCCGAAAUGAGGACCAAGGAGGUCGCCGCGCAGUUGGAGAAGCUGCCGGAACGCUCUCAUGAUGCCGAGAUCCAUUACGUUUACUAUCGCGUUUACUUAUCAGGUGGAAAAGGAGAUGAAAAGGCAAAAACGUCCUUUGACAAGAGUGAUAUUUCGUUAGGACGCAUCAACACCCUCUUCAUCGCUCCCCCUCACACCGCUGGAUCUUUGAAAGCAUGCAUCGCAAAAGUUGAAGGCCUUCGAGUCACGCAGGGUCAUGCGCUCUACAAGGAUAAGGAUAUACUAAUGAGCGACACCGACGUCAUAACCUUCCAAGAUAAAACUUAUCCAGGUAGUGAUAAAGGCAAUCCCGUUGCCCUUGCGACCGAUUCAAAAUUCACGAAACGCGCUCAGUUAACGUCGACUUACACCUUUUCCACCGCAGACUACAAAGUAUUAUUUUCUCCCACCUGGCUAUCAACAAAUAAAAAUGAGAUCGUUCACACGGACGGAGUUAUCGUCACUGAUGUAUACAUGGUGAUUGAUUCGAAGGGUCGAAAAGGAUUUGUACACAAGGAGCGUGUGUCUGCUUUCGGGAUGGGAAUUGUCGGAACUCAAGUGGGCUGA